Molecule: messenger RNA, 993 nt
Organism: Acanthosepion pharaonis
Lineage: Eukaryota; Metazoa; Mollusca; Cephalopoda; Sepiida; Sepiidae
Source: the annotation of a GenBank genome assembly
AUGAUUCUAAUUUCUUUCUAUUUUCCCUUCCUUACUAAUUUAACUUCUUUCUCUUUUAUCUUUGAUUUGUUUUCCUUUUCCAUUCUUUUUUACCUCUGCUCUUCUUCAACAAUGUUGGCAAUUUUUUUUACUUUUAUUCUUUUCUUUAUUUUUCUCUUUAAUAUCUUUUGUUCUAUCUUCAUUCCUAUAUUUUCUUUAUUAUUCUCUUUUCUUCCAUUUCUUUAUCUGCAUCUUGCUUCCUUCUUUCCUGCUACUUUCAAUCUUUUCUUCAUCUGUUUCCUCAUUUCUUGCUUUUAUUUUCUUUAUCUAUUUUCUAUUACUCACUUUUCUUUCUUUCAAUUCUUUUUUUAUUUUUAUAUUUUCACUUUUCCUUCCUUUUCUUCUUUUCACUUUACUAUUUUUAAUUUUUUCCUUUUGCUUCGUUUUCCUUUUUUAUUUUCUUGCUUUUUUCAUUUUUUCUUUCUUUUUCCUUUCCCUAUUUUGUUUCUUUUCAUUUUUCUUUCACUUCUCUCUUCCAAUCUUCCUUUUCUCUCUUCCUUUCUUUUUCCCUUAUUUCUUUUUUUCUUUCUCUUCUCUUUUUCUUUUAUAUUUUCAUUUUUCCUUUCUUUUAUUCUUCUUCUUUCACUUUUUCCCAAUCUUUUACUUCUCUUUUCCUUUCAUUUCUUUUAUUUUUUAUUCUUUUAUUUUUUCUUCUUCCUUCUUUUCACUUCUUUUUUUCUUCCUUUCUUUAUUUUCUUUCUUUUCACUUUUCUUUAUCCUUUUUUUAUAUUUUUCCUUCCCUUUCUUUCAAUUUCCUUUUUCUUCCUUUUACUUCUUCUUCUUUUCACUCUCCCUUUCUUUUUUAUUUUCACUUUUUAUUAUUCAUUUUUUCACCUUUCCUUUUCUCUUAAUUUCACAAUUUUCUUUGAUCUGUUCUUUCUUUUCUUCAUACCUGUUCAAUUUGGAACUAUAUCUGGAUGGAUCUUAACUACAACUGAUACAAUUGGGAGUUGA